Messenger RNA from Triticum dicoccoides, 1372 nucleotides. RefSeq lists its product as uncharacterized. NCBI's taxonomy places the organism in Eukaryota, Viridiplantae, Streptophyta, Magnoliopsida, Poales, Poaceae. The coding region runs from base 268 to 948 and encodes 226 amino acids. The record is from RefSeq and is a predicted model, not a curated record. The transcript is spliced from 3 exons.
CCACCCGCGGAAACAAUCCCGUGCGCACACGUAGGCGCCGGAAGGAACAGAGGAGACGUUCUAGAGGCGUCGCGAGCGCCAACCCCCGAACCUUCUCCAAAUCUCCAUUCCCCCUUUCUUAACACUCGCCGCCGCCGCCGCCGCAGCAGCAGCAGCAGAAUCCCCACACGACCGACAACCGCUCCCCUCGCCCUGCUCUGGAUUGAGUGAUUAGCUUCUCGAUUCGACCAGCACCGGGGCCAGCCGAUCGACGGCCGCUCGUGAUCGAUGGACGUGGACGCGGCGCCGGCGCUGAAGAGGAAGGGCGCCGACGCGCCGGAGCUGUGGCUGGACGACGACGUCGGCCCCGGGUUCCCCGUCGCCCCCCGCGCCACCAAGAUCCGCCGCCUGGACCCGGACAUGAUGCCUAUCGUGCCCGGCGCGGUCGUGCCGCCACCGCCACCGGGGACGCAGCCGCCGGUGGCGGGCUUCGGGGUGGCUGAGGAGGCGCCGAUGUGCGGCGACGCGGCGGUGGUGCCGGUGGACAUGGCGACGGCGCCGCCGCUGCCGGCCAACGAGGAGAGGGCGAUCGUCUUGUACCGGCCCGCCGAGGCCGAGCGCAGGCUUCUGCUCGGCCCGCUCCGGCCGGGCGGCCAUCUCCGCGUCAGCCCCCAGUGGAUCCAAGCGCUCAACGGCACGGUGCUGCAAGAGGCGAGCAACCGCCGCGCGCUGUUCGAGGGGCUCGCCGGAGCCGAGGCCUCGAACCUAGCGAUGGUCACCUGGGCGCCGUCCCGCGCGCAGGCGGCGUCCACGGCCGCGGAGAUGAUGGAAGCCGAGGACGGCGAGAGCGCGUCCAUGGAGGUGGAGCAGGACAGGUCCGGGCAGCAGCUCCCGAUGCCCCUGUGGCCGCAGCAGCAGCCGCACUGCAUGGUGCAGCAGCAGCCCAUCCCGGUGGCAUGGUCAUUGUGAAGCGCCUCCGGUGUAGCGUUAGGAGAAAGGAGAAUCCUUAGGUGCAGGUGUCUGUAGUAGUGUUCUUCAACGGUGGUUUUGGUCUGCGGCGCUGCUCUGCCUCCAUGGUGCGAGCAGAGGUGGUGCGGAGAGCAGGAGACGGCCGGUUGACGCCGUCGUUUUAGCGGGAGGGGGGCGACGGUGGUCUCGUCUCGCCAGUGGGUCCGAAGUAACAAUCGACAGGAGACUGUUCAUAUGGAUAGAUAGCCUUCCAAGGGCAAAGAUCAAUGUGGCUAUCUUCCAUUUUGGUUUGGACUUUGGACCAGAGCAGAGGAGGUGUGUGCUGUAUCCUUGGGCCGUCCAUGGCGUGAUCCUCUAUCGUUUGUUCAAUCGAGCACCAAUGUCACAGAAAAGUUUACCAACAAAGUAGUCCUAGUUGUGUACA